AUGAACCUAGAGGGCAGCGGCCGUGGCAGCGAGUUCGGCAUGAGUUCCGUGAGCUGUGGCAACGGGAAACUCCGCCAGUGGCUGAUCGAUCAGAUUGACAGCGGCAAGUAUCCCGGGCUGGUGUGGGAGAACGAGGAGAAGAGCAUCUUCCGCAUCCCCUGGAAGCACGCGGGCAAGCAGGACUACAACCGCGAGGAGGACGCCGCGCUCUUUAAGGCUUGGGCAUUAUUUAAAGGAAAGUUCCGAGAAGGCAUUGAUAAGCCAGACCCACCUACCUGGAAAACACGUUUGAGAUGUGCUUUGAACAAAAGCAAUGAUUUUGAGGAAUUGGUUGACAGGAGCCAGCUGGAUAUUUCAGAUCCGUACAAAGUCUACAGAAUUGUUCCUGAGGGAGCUAAAAAAGGAGCAAAGCAACUCACCCUGGAGGACCCCCAGAUGACCAUGAGUCACUCAUACACCAUGGCAGCUCCCUAUCCUUCACUACCAUCUCAGGUUCAUAACUAUAUGAUGCCACCCCAUGACCGAAGCUGGAGGGACUAUGUCCCCGAUCAGACACACCCAGAAAUUCCCUACCAAUGUCCUGUGACGUUUGGGCCCCGCGGUCAUCACUGGCAAGGCCCCACUUGUGAAAAUGGUUGCCAGGUAACAGGAACCUUUUAUGCUUGUGCCCCACCUGAGUCCCCGGCCCCUGGAAUUCCCAUAGAGCCAAGCAUAAGGUCUGCGGAAGCCUUGGCGCUCUCAGACUGCCGGCUCCACAUUUGUUUGUACUAUCGGGAAAUCCUGGUGAAAGAGCUGACCACCUCGAGCCCUGAGGGGUGCAGGAUCUCCCACGGGCACACCUACGAUGUCAGCAACUUGGACCAGGUUCUGUUUCCCUAUCCAGAGGACAGUGGCCAGAGAAAGAACAUCGAGAAACUGCUGAGCCACUUGGAGAGGGGUGUGGUUCUCUGGAUGGCCACCGAUGGGCUCUAUGCCAAAAGACUUUGCCAGAGCAGGAUCUACUGGGACGGGCCUCUGGCCCUGUGUAGUGACCGGCCCAACAAGCUGGAAAGAGAUCAGACCUGCAAGCUUUUUGAUACUCAGCAGUUCUUAUCAGAGCUACAAGCAUUUGCUCUUCAUGGACGCUCCCUCCCAAGGUUCCAGGUGACUCUGUGCUUUGGCGAAGAGUUCCCAGACCCUCAGAGGCAGAGGAAGCUUAUCACUGCUCACGUUGAACCUCUACUAGCCAGGCAGCUAUUUUAUUUUGCUCAGCAAAACAGUGGACAUCUACUCAGGAGCUAUGACUUACCUGAACACAUCACCAGUCCAGAGGAUUAUCACAGAUCCAUUCGUCACUCCUCCAUUCAAGAAUGA
Molecule: messenger RNA, 1353 nt
Organism: Chrysochloris asiatica (Cape golden mole)
Lineage: Eukaryota; Metazoa; Chordata; Mammalia; Afrosoricida; Chrysochloridae
Gene: IRF4
Product: interferon regulatory factor 4
Exons: 8
Coding region: 1-1353 (450 amino acids)
Biological process (GO): regulation of transcription by RNA polymerase II; immune system process
Cellular component (GO): nucleus
Molecular function (GO): RNA polymerase II cis-regulatory region sequence-specific DNA binding; DNA-binding transcription factor activity, RNA polymerase II-specific; protein binding
Source: RefSeq, a predicted model, not a curated record